AUGGGUGUGACAGCUACUGCCACCCACGUCCGAGCUCCGUCGGUUCCAAUUGUUGUCUCUGCCGUUCCCGACGUCAAGACUCUCAAAAAUGCCAUCCCGUCGAAAUGCUUUGAACGCUCGCUAGUUCGCUCAUUGUCAUACGUGGCUCGCGAUCUCGUCUUCGUUUCGCUGCUCGUCUCCUCCGCAGUCUACCUCACGAAGCUCGACGCCCCAGUCUACAUCUCCAUCCCCCUCUGGGGCCUCUACAGCUUCGUCCAAGGCCUCUUUUUCACGGGCCUCUGGAUCCUCGCGCACGAAUGCGGUCACGACUCCUUCUCCCCAUACCUCAAGGUCAAUGCGACGAUGGGAUGGAUCCUCCACUCCAUCCUGCUCGUCCCGUUCUUUAGCUGGAAAUUCUCCCACGCUCGCCACCACCGGUACCACAACCAUAUGGCAAAGGACACGGUGUUUGUGCCUAGCACGAAAGAAGAAUUUGAGGCGAACCAAGCCAAGGGGCUAGGGCUGCUCGCGAAAUUGGUGGACCAUACUGCUGCAGACACGCCGAUCAUGACUCUCGCCGCGCUUGUCGUGCACCAGGUCUUCGGAUGGCCCAUGUACAUGUUCCUCAACGCGGGCGCUGGGUACGAGAGUCUUGUCAAGGGCUCGAGGAAGACGACCAAGAAAUACAAACAAUCGCACUACGACCCGCGCGCGAACAUUUUUACCGACGCGGAGGCCCCGUUCAUCGCAAUUUCUGAUCUUGGUCUUCUCAUCGUCCUCGGUGCGCUGUACAUGGUCAGCAGGAGCCUGGGCGUAGGAAACACGCUGUUGCUCUACGGACUUCCGUAUCUCUGGAUGAACCACUGGAUCGUCGCAAUCACCUACCUGCACCACACGCACGAAAAAGCGCCGCACUACGACGCAGACAGCUGGACUUUCGUGCAGGGCGCAAUGUCAACCGUGGACCGCGAGUUCGGCUUCAUCGGGAAACACAUUUUCCAUGGCAUUGUGGAGUACCAUGUUGUGCAUCACCUCUUCCCGCGUAUCCCCUUCUACCACGCCGAGGAAGCUACGGAGGCUAUCAGGAGCCUGCUCGGUGACAAAUACAUCGAGCAGCGGACGAAUUUCAUGGCUGAUCUGUGGACGGCGUUCACGACGUGCAAGUACGUCGAGCAGGGCACUAAGAAGGGCCAACUUGUUUGGGCGGCACCUGCCAAGACGAAGUGA
Molecule: messenger RNA, 1206 nt
Organism: Didymosphaeria variabile
Lineage: Eukaryota; Fungi; Ascomycota; Dothideomycetes; Pleosporales; Didymosphaeriaceae
Exons: 3
Coding region: 1-1206 (401 amino acids)
Biological process (GO): lipid metabolic process
Molecular function (GO): oxidoreductase activity
Source: RefSeq, a predicted model, not a curated record